GGUGGGUGGGCUCGGUUGCUACGCAACGGCCAAUGGGCGGCGGGCGCGCGGCGUCCCUGGAAACGUGAGGGGAAGGGCGGGAUCCGGCGGGAUCCAGUGGGAUCACAGCUGAGAAAAAUGACAGCUGGCUCUGUCUCAGUUCCUCAGAUCAUCCCACUUCGAAUCCCACCUCCAGGAAAAGCUCAACGGGAAAUAGACACAAAUACUCUCAUAGAAAUAAAAUCAGAUACACCUGGGGCCUCUAUUUAUUACACUUUAGAUGGAAGUAAACCAGAACUCAUUUGGAAACCUGGCUAUGGGGCAUGCAACACUUUGCAGUAUCAGGGUCCUAUCACAUUACCAGCAGGGAAAAUAAUGGUCAAGGCCCUGGCAGUUACAGAGGACUACAGGGAGAGUUCAAUUGUGACAAAGGUGUUUGUGGUAGAGUACCAGCAACCAAACAUCCUUUUCCCUGCAGAAGAUGAUGACAAUAAUUUCCUAAGAGACAUAGUUGCACAGAAUAAGGAAGGUGGAACAUUUACCACAAAACCUAAGAAGAAUGGACUGAAUGUGGAUAUCAAACCUGCCUGGGAUGAAACACCCCAAGACCUUCGAGACAGAAAGCCUUCUCACAGGUCCCUUCAAGGACCUCAGCUCUUUGCCAGUUGUUUAGGAGCCACAGAGUACAGAGAGGAAUCCAACUCAGCACAACCAGUGGAGUCAUUGCAGUUUGCAAGUUCCUCUGCAGUGAAUAGCCAGAAAAGCUUAGCAAGCACACAGGUAUCAAGGAUCCAGAGCAAAACAGAUUUCCUUAAAUGUGCACAUUGUUCUGCCCCUCGCCUGUCCGAGCCCUUGGCUCACUUCUGCCAGAAAUGUGGAUCUCCUGUCCCCCCUGUGCCAGUCCAGCGCUUCCCAGUCCCUGAAGGGACACAGAUGGCACCAUGCCUUGAAUGCAGACAUCUUGUGCCAAUGAAUACACCCACUUGCAUUAUCUGUGAGUCACCAAUAGCUCCACAGCUGCAGCCCCAAAACAACAUCUGCAUAAAGGGCAAAGUCAUUUGUCAGGUGUGUGGCACAGGAAAUCCCCUUCACCAUAAACACUGUGCGACUUGUGAGAGCAAACUGCCUGAAGUACAGAUGCCCGUGUUUGGAGGAGACUCCUGCCUGACUCUCCAGGGCCAGCAAAGGAAGACAGCUCAGUGCUCAAAAUGCAACGGCGUGAACCAGAGCAACGCCCGCUUCUGUGCUUGGUGUGGGGCCAAGCCUGGACCUCCUCCAUCCUACUUUACUUGUUCCAAGUGUGGUACCAGCAACCAGCCGUAUGCUCGCUUCUGCGUGUCUUGUGGUGUCUACAUAGAGCCCCCAUCCAGACAGAGCUCUCCUGGCAGUCCCAUGGAUCGUGGGGACUCACUGGGAUGGUCUGAGAUAAAACGACUACAGGCUCAAGCCUGGCAACCUUGUCCUGUUUCCUUACCCAAAUCAAGAGCAGAACUAACAGAAAGAAAAGAUAAAGGAACCCAAACCAUUGGACUUUUUUACCCAUCCAGCAAACUGUUGGAAAAGAAGGCGCUUGAGCUGAUUUCACAAAAAGAAAAGAUGAAAAAGAUGAGUGAUCAUAAGCCUCUCCUGACAGCCAUUAGUCCCGGAAAAGGUUACUGGAGAAAACAGCUGGAUCAUGUUUGUGCUCAUGUUAGAAGCUAUGCCCAGAACAGCCCUGCAUUCAGAACACUGAUUGGAGAACCUCAAAUGGGAAAGAUUAAUUAUGCUACCAUCUCUGAAGAUGACUAUGAAGUCACUAUUACAUUGAAUUUUGCUGCUAUAAACAAGGAUAUUCAUCGUAACAGAGCAGUGAAGUGCAGUAAUGAUUACCUGAGUGCUGGAGCAGAAGUCACAGAUGGACAGGAUGGCAGUCAGACUAAUUUUGGCAGAGAUGAUCAUAACCUUUUCUAUUCAAGAGACAAAAUAAAGAGAACCAAGUCAAGAACACUCAUGGGACAGGGAUAUAAGCUCUCUCCAGAGUCCAGACAGCUGCUGGAUGAACUGGGUCAAAGUGGGAAAGGAAGAAUCACCUUCAUAGAACAAUUACUCAGUGAUGGAGCUGACCCCAACUCCCUCAGCGAGGAGGAGCGCCCUGCCCUCACAGUUGCUGUCCUGAACAAGCACCCAGGAGCCAUCUCCCCUCUGGUGCAGCAAGGGGCUGACAUUGACCAGCAGUCAGGGCCACACAACAACACAGCUCUCCAUGAGGCAGUUCUGCUGGGACUGGAGGGAGAGGAGUGCAUCCGAGCCCUGUUAUGCUGCAAUGCAAGCGUGCAAAAGAAGAAUACAGCAGGGCACUCAGCACUGGAUUUGGCUGUUGCAGCUGGAGAUAAUAAGGUUAUUUCACUGUUCCAAGUAAGUCUGGAUAGAGAACAUUGAACAAACUUAUAAGACACAGGAACAUUGUUCUCAUCAGUGUGUUAUUACAACAAACUUUUUCCCAAAUAAAGCUGAAGGUUCUUUACUUUAGGAGCACCUGAUCACGUGUCCAGUUCUGUCUGCAGAAUCCAUUACCCUGUGUGAUCGCCUUGGGCCUUGUAACAGUUAAAUAUUUUCUCCAAGAUUGCCCCAUUCCUUUCUGGCAGUUCAGAGCACAAUUCCCCUCUGACUGCACUCUAUUCUGCAAAUUUUCUUUUCCUUUCCAAACAAAGGAACAAACCAAACCUUCCCAGGCACAAAUAAAUUUCAAUAUCUCUGAAGUUACUAUAAUGCCUGACAGAUACUGCUUAUGAGAGUCUGACACUUGAGCAACAACACUGCAAGCUGUAAUUGAUG
Messenger RNA from Oenanthe melanoleuca, 2793 nucleotides. It is a transcript of the gene DZANK1, whose product is annotated as double zinc ribbon and ankyrin repeat domains 1. Gene Ontology annotation, molecular function: protein binding. The transcript is spliced from 21 exons. Lineage: Eukaryota; Metazoa; Chordata; Aves; Passeriformes; Muscicapidae. The coding region runs from base 118 to 2397 and encodes 759 amino acids. The record is from RefSeq and is a predicted model, not a curated record. Gene Ontology annotation, biological process: eye photoreceptor cell development.